Stegastes partitus (bicolor damselfish) is the source of this 6594-nucleotide messenger RNA. RefSeq names its product lysine (K)-specific demethylase 3B (gene kdm3b). Gene Ontology annotation, biological process: regulation of transcription by RNA polymerase II. Gene Ontology annotation, cellular component: histone deacetylase complex; chromatin. The transcript is spliced from 25 exons. The coding region runs from base 312 to 5723 and encodes 1803 amino acids. The record is from RefSeq and is a predicted model, not a curated record. Lineage: Eukaryota; Metazoa; Chordata; Actinopteri; Pomacentridae. Gene Ontology annotation, molecular function: transcription coregulator activity; chromatin DNA binding; histone H3K9 demethylase activity.
AGUGCUGCCUGUCUACGAGGAGUGCGUUUGAUUGUUGCAGGGCUCAAUGGCGGACAGAGCAGGAUAGUGGCGUUAACACCGAGGACAAUAACGUUUCGACUGGGUGAAUUCCUGGCGUGACUCGGUCCGCCGGUUGCGUGUCUCCGGGCUGCAGCCGUUCAAACGAGCUCUCUUGCACACCAGCGUCAAAUCCGAAGCAGCCGCCGCUAUUUUCCGCUCGUCUCCCAGCGUUAGCUUUGAGUUCCAUCCCGAGCGGAGAAGUUACACUGUUCAUGGUGGCUCACUAGAGGAAGCUAGCUUGUCAGCAAACCAUGGGGGACUCUCUCGAACUGAUAGGGAAGCGUCUGCUUUUGCUCCUCGACGACGGCAGGCCCGCCAACGGAUCCGAGCCGGAGCAGGCUCCGUGGGCCCGGGACUGGCUUCGGGGAACGGUGCGGGCAGUGAGCGUCAUCGGCCUGGCCGCCCCGGAGGUUAGCGGAGGGGAGGCGACAACAACAACCACUGGUGCAGGGCUCACGGUAUUUGUGGAGUUUGAGAAUGCUUCGCAGCGUUGUUCUUGGGUGCAGGUGUAUGACGAGGGAGUGAAAGCCGUGCUGGUAGAAGACUCCAUCGUUUGGGCCCGCCGUGGUGAUGGCACUGGGACGACUGGAGCUCCAGAAUCAUCCACAGCUUGGCCAGCUCUGGUUUUCCGCUCUCUCGUGGACAGAGUGGGUUUAGGAGCGUUGGUUCCUGUAGAGUAUUUUGGAAACAAGAAUUUUGAGUUUCUGCCGGAUAACAAAACUGUCCAGAGGUUUGAGGUUGAUAAAGAUGUAAGACACCCUUUGCUGUUGGAGCAACCCUCUCUGCAGGCUGCCAUCUCUAACUGGUGCACUGACUUUGAACUGCAGGAAAUCUUCAGGAAGGGUUCGUACACUAUUCAAGGACGCAGGGUUCGUGUUUACCAGCCAGAGUUUGAAGAGUGCUGGGCCUCAGGACUGGUCUCACAGCACGACCCCAUCUCACACAUCAUGGAGAUUACCUUGGAUAAGGGAGACGAAAAUCAGAUGGUAGAUCCUCGUGUGAUACAUGUCAUGCUGACAGAAGAGGAGCUUGGCAAGAAUGGGCGGCGGAGAAAGGACAGUGAAACAAUGAAGGGGGAUAGUGGACGCAGACGUAGGACUGCCUCAGAGGGUGAGGAUGACUUGAACAUGAAACGUUUUAAAGGAGCAGGAGAUACGGGAGCAGAUGUACAAAACUGUGGUGACUCCAACAACACUCCAGUUGAAGGUACGGGAAUCUGGGCUGGAGACUCUGGUGAAAGAGUUAGCAGCACAACAAAAAAUGGAAGUUCUACCGAGGGAACCUUUCCUCAGGGCAGAGUGUCAUCCCCCAGCAACAGUUCCUCACUCCAGAUGGACCAGUCAAAUGCUACUCCUCCUCGUUUUCCUGGCCACAUCAAAGAAAAUGGUCGCACUCUCUCCACACAAGGGGCAGCAGACUCCACCACCACAAUAACUCACACCCCCACCCCUCCUCCCCUUAAACCAGCCCCUUCCCCCUUCUCCACUACAUCUUUUCCCUCACUAGGCCAGAUGCCAAUCUUGGUCCCUGGAGCUCCAGCCCCUAAGGCCUCCCCAUCCCCCCAGCCAGACCGAGAGGAGUCCUGCCAGUCAGCUUAUUCCAAAACAGCUGCUCUUGUUUCCCCGGGACCUGUCACCAUUUCUUGGUCUCAAGACAGCGGUCCUAGUGUGGCACUUUCUGCUUCUGUGGGUUUUAGUCCUAAAGCACCUACCUGGGGAAGCCAGACUGAGGGCUCCAAAACAGCAUCAGGUUUUCGUUUGUCCCAGCCGGUCCCCUCUGCUCCAGUUUUUGGAGAUGUUACCUCUCAGACGAAUGGAGCUCCUACUACCACCACAGCCUCCCAGGACUCUCCCAGGCCUUUUGGCUUUGGUUUUGGCGGAGCAAAGAAUGAGACUCAAUCUCAGCAAGACCAAAACCUGUUUUUCCAGUGCAUGACCCAGAAUUCUGGAUCUAGCCCAAGCCUAACUGCUGGUCAGACCCAGUCCAAGGACACCAACUACUUUACUGCAGUGUCUGAGAGCCUGACUAAAGAGCCCCCAAGCCUUUUCAAGCCAGCAACCUCCACUGAAGGGCUGAAAAUGCCCGAGCAGCCCAAAGUGCCUGAGGCCCAUCCAACGGGAAAUGGUGUGUUCAACAAAUCACCGUCGUCCUUCCAGGGUUUGGGUGGCUCUGCAGGAGGACGGAGCUCGGGCUUAAGUAUUGGUGGUCUACCUGUGGCCUCUGGAGCCCAAAGUGCGUCUAAGAAGAACAGUAAUAACGGAACUUCUGUAGGGGGCUUAGGACUGCAGUCAGGUUUUAAUUCUUCAGAUAGCCACCAGAACCUUUUUCUACAGGCCUCCAAAGAGCCUGCUAAUCCAUUUCUGGCAUAUGGAGAUAAAACCUCCCACACAUCUUUUGCUGGUCUCACUGGGACUGAGCCACAGACCCUGGGUCCAUCCUUGGACAGCAAGCCAAACCUGUUCACGAUGGCAGAGCCACCUAAAGGAAUUCUGUCUUCCUCUUUCCCAGCACUCUCAACAGUUGCUUCAGCCAGCUCUUCCUCCUCUCCAGCACCAGCCUCCUCUCAGAGGUUACAGAGUGAAGGGACUGUGACAAAGGAGGAGGAGGAGGAGGAGGAGGAAGACGUUGGGGAGAUGCCUACAUCCACCUCAGGUUGCCCCAUGUUUGGAAGCACUGGCCCUGGUGGAAUGGAGGAAGUGCCUUUGUCCUUUGACCAGAGCCAGUCUCAGAAGUUUAACCUGGAAGAAAGAGGCCAGUCGUCUAAACGUGACUCUGAUUCCAGCAGCAACAGUGACUUGUCAGACCUGAGUGAGAAUGAGGACGGCCUGGAGAAAGGCCAGAUCCCAGGAGGACCUCCUCAUCCUUCCAAGGAUGGGGCUAUUCUGCAGAAAACUAAAGUCCAAGGGGCUGCUAAGAGCCGUCCACGUAACAAGCCUUUCAAAGUGGGCCAGUCUGUACUAAAAGACCAAAGCAAGGUACGCCGUCUGAAGCAGUCUGGUGAGUCCUUUCUCCAAGAUGGCUCCUGCAUCAAUGUAGCCCCUCACUUGCAUAAGUGCCGCGAAUGCCGCUUGGAGCGUUACCGUAAAUAUCGAAGUACAGAUGACGACAGUGAUGAUGACGACGACCCAAAUGUGGCCUGUCGUUUCUUCCACUUCAGAAGGUUGGCUUUCACUCGUAAAGGUGUUCUGCGUGUGGAAGGCUUCUUAAGUCCUCAGCAGAGUGAUUCAAUGGCCAUGGGCCUGUGGCUACCUGCACCAGCUGUCCAAGAGGGCCUUGACCUCGAUACAUCCAAGUACAUCUUGGCUAAUGUGGGAGAUCAGUUCUGUCAGUUGGUCAUGUCUGAGAAGGAGGCCAUGAUGAUGGUGGAACCUCACCAAAAAGUGGCGUGGAAACGUGCUGUGCGAGGUGUCCGAGAAAUGUGUGAUGUGUGUGAGACCACCCUGUUCAACAUCCACUGGGUGUGUCGCAAGUGUGGCUUUGGAGUGUGUCUGGACUGCUAUCGGCUUCGCAGGAACAGGCCACGGGAGGAUGUAGAUGAAGCUCCAGAGGAUGAGGUUUUCUCUUGGUUGAAGUGUGCCAAAGGUCAACCUCAUGAGCCACAGAACCUCAUGCCUACACAAAUUAUACCUGGGACAGCGCUUUACAACAUAGGUGACAUGGUGCACUCGGCGAGAGGCAAGUGGGGUAUUAAAGCCAAUUGUCCCUGUACCAGUCGACAUACUAAGCCUUUAGUGCGACCUACUGCCCCCAAUGGAAUUUCGCAGCAGUCUACAACAAGCAGUGGGGGUGGUCUUGUAGCUGCAGCCUCUGGUAUUGGCACCACUCCAAAAUCAGAGGGAGAAACGUCAGCGAUCAAAACAGAACCUACGCAAACAGCAGUGCCGUCAGACAGUGGGGGCGGUGAAAGCGUGGGCAGCACCAGUAACUCCACCAGUGGUACAUCCUCCCCCUGUAACCUCACCCAGUCUUCUGCCAAGGAGUCACGCUCAUCAGGAGAGGGCAACAGCUCUGCUCUGCAUUGGUUGGCAGACCUCGCCACACAGAAACCUAAGGAUGACACAAAGGAAUCCGGUUCACUUCGCUCCAUGAUGAGUCGAGACAGUCGGCCUCCCUUCGGCCUGGACUCACUCAGUGCCCUUUCAAAGCCUUCUGCUUCCAGCCCAAAGCUAUUUAACAGCUUGUUACUGGGCUCCAGCAUGGGCCAGUCUAAACCUGAGGGGUCCAGUCUCCGGGACCUUCUCAACUCAGGACCAGGCAAACUGCCCCAGGGCCCAGGAGAGAGUGGGGUACCAUUCCCCUCUGUUUUUACCUCAGCAGGCAGUGACAAGCUGAAGAGCAGCCUUCCAAACUUCCUGGAUCACAUCAUCGCCUCGGUUGUGGAGACCAAGAAGGCAGAAGGCCGUCGUACUGGAGCCUCUGAAGGUGGCGAACUCAGCGUGUUGGGGGGUCGCAAAGAUGGAGUAAUGGGCCUUAGUGUUUUGGAACCACAUACCUCACAUUCCUGGCUCUGUGAUGGGCGACUCCUUUGCCUACAGGAUCCCAGCAACAGCAACAACUGGAAAAUCUUCAGAGAGUGCUGGAAGCAGGGACAACCUGUGUUGGUGUCGGGGAUACAUAAACGCCUGAAAGCUCAUUUGUGGCGGCCUGAGGCCUUCAGUGAGGAGUUUGGAGAUCAGGAUGUAGACCUGGUCAACUGUAGAAAUUGUGCUAUUAUUUCUGAUGUGAAGGUGCGAGACUUCUGGGACGGCUUUCAGGUCAUCUCCAAGCGACUGCAAGACAGUGAUGGGCAGCCCAUGGUGUUAAAAUUAAAGGACUGGCCUCCAGGUGAAGACUUCAGGGACAUGAUGCCCACACGGUUUGAUGAUUUAAUGGAUAACCUCCCCUUGCCUGAGUACACAAAAAGAGAUGGUCGUCUAAACCUUGCGGCCCGCCUGCCUAACUUUUUUGUGCGUCCUGACCUUGGACCUAAGAUGUACAACGCCUAUGGCUUAAUCUCAACUGAAGACAGGAAGGUGGGAACCACAAAUCUCCAUCUGGAUGUGUCUGAUGCUGUUAACGUCAUGGUCUAUGUUGGCAUCCCUCAAGGAGAGGGAAAUCAGGAGCAAGAGGCAGACAUCUCUGGACGCCAAGAGGUUAUGACCACCAUCGAGGAGGGCGAUGUGGACGAAAUGACCAAGAGGAGAGUGUACGAAGGGAAGGAGAAACCUGGAGCUCUGUGGCACAUCUACGCUGCCAAGGAUGCUGAGAAGAUCAGAGAAUUGCUCCGCAAGGUGGGAGAAGAGCAAGGCCAAGAGAACCCUCCAGACCACGACCCCAUUCACGACCAGAGCUGGUACUUGGACCAGGUGCUCCGCCGCAGGCUCUAUGAAGAAUAUGGCGUCCAGGGCUGGGCCAUUGUACAGUUCUUAGGCGAUGCUGUAUUUAUCCCUGCUGGAGCUCCACACCAGGUACACAACCUGUACAGCUGUAUCAAGGUGGCAGAGGACUUUGUGUCUCCUGAACAUGUGAGGCACUGUUUCAGACUGACCCAGGAGUUCAGACACUUGUCCACUACUCACACGAACCACGAAGACAAGCUACAGGUGAAGAACAUCAUCUAUCACGCAGUGAAGGACGCCGUUGGGACACUGAAGGCCCAUGAACCUAAACUAGCACGCCCUUAGUUCCUGUCUCCAAACAACCAGCCUCUGAAGACCACUCCACUACGUACACACACAGCAUAGAUCACUUACCUACAUACACAAGUACAAGCUGCAGGGUGCAGAGUACAGAGGUAGUGUAGGUUUUUGGGGCAGUGAAAGUCUGGGGAACGAGAACAUUUGAUUUGGGGAGGGAUUAGAUGGGGAGGGACUAAUCAGCGCUUCGAUGGAGAAAGUUCUUCAUCGCUGUUACACAUUAUGCUCAAACUUGUCUAGUUGUUUUUCAAAUUUUUUUUUUUUUUCUUUUUUGAUUAACUCUGUAUUUAAGGUCAGUGUGUUUGUUCUGUUGUUUUCAUUGUAUAUGUAAGAUGUGAGAGUAAGGGAGGUAAAAGCUGCCGUGCCUUUGGAGCAGAGGUUCAGCUACAAUAUAAGCAACUGACAAAAUGUGAGUACUGGGCUAACUUUCCUAUUUUGAUGACAUUGAUAUUAUUUUCUUCAAUAGGAGCAAGGUUAACCUGUUUUUGUAGAUUUUUUUGUUGGAAGUUUUUAAACAGCUGAUUGUUUCUGCCCUCUGUGGCUGAAAUGAAUUUGUGAAGCAGCCAGUCAAGGGAAGCAGACCAAAGUUUUGUAUUUUUAGUUUUCUUAUUUCACUUUUAGAGUAACAAGUCGUUUCUUUUUAUACACCACAAGGUAAUGAUGAGACGGGCUUCAGAGAGGGCAGUUUUUUUUCCACUUGUCUUUGUCCUGUGGGCUGAAUGAACUGCAGACUUCCAACAACAUUGUUCAAGAAUCACAAUUGCAGCUGAACAGAACUACUGGCCAUUAACAUUGUAUCAAUAUAUAUAUUGAUCUUAGCAGUCUGUUUGAUUUUUCACAAUAAAGUUUACAAAAACUA